AUGACGAUCAAGUCUGUGGCCCAAGCAAUUCCAACCUAUGUGAUGGGAAUUUUCAAGGUCCCGGCCGCUCUGUCUGAGGAUCUUACCAAGCUUGUGCGGGAUUUUUGGUGGGGAGUAGAACAUGGGAAGCGCAAAGCCCAGUGGAUUGGAUGGCCGAAGUUAAUCCGGACGAAGCAUGAAGGUGGAUUAGGGUUCCGGGACAUGCGCAUUUUUAAUCAGGCGCUCCUCGCCCGCCAGGCGUGGCGCUUGCUUCAGUUCCCGAAAAGGCUCCGUGCCCGCACCCUCAAGGCAAAAUACUACCCGAACGACAGUCUCAUUGAUAUUGUGUUCACAGGCAAUCCUUCGUCAACAUGGACUGCUAUCUCGUUUGGGCUGGAGUUGCUUGAGCGUGGGAUUGUGUGGAGAGUCGGCGACGGCAAGCAGAUCCAUAUAUAUUUGGCGAGAUAA
This is a messenger RNA of Brachypodium distachyon (stiff brome), 447 nucleotides long. RefSeq lists its product as uncharacterized. The coding region runs from base 1 to 447 and encodes 148 amino acids. NCBI's taxonomy places the organism in Eukaryota, Viridiplantae, Streptophyta, Magnoliopsida, Poales, Poaceae. The record is from RefSeq and is a predicted model, not a curated record. The transcript has a single exon.